Messenger RNA from Homo sapiens (human), 540 nucleotides. It is a transcript of the gene VCY1B, whose product is annotated as variable charge Y-linked 1B. The record is from RefSeq and is marked reviewed. The transcript has 2 exons. NCBI's taxonomy places the organism in Eukaryota, Metazoa, Chordata, Mammalia, Primates, Hominidae. Bases 64 to 441 code for a protein of 125 amino acids.
AUACACAGGGAGGCCAGGCAGCCUGGAGUUAGUCGACCGUUGCGAGACGUUGAGCUGCGGCAGAUGAGUCCAAAGCCGAGAGCCUCGGGACCUCCGGCCAAGGCCAAGGAGACAGGAAAGAGGAAGUCCUCCUCUCAGCCGAGCCCCAGUGGCCCGAAGAAGAAGACUACCAAGGUGGCCGAGAAGGGAGAAGCAGUUCGUGGAGGGAGACGCGGGAAGAAAGGGGCUGCGACAAAGAUGGCGGCCGUGACGGCACCUGAGGCGGAGAGCGGGCCAGCGGCACCCGGCCCCAGCGACCAGCCCAGCCAGGAGCUCCCUCAGCACGAGCUGCCGCCGGAGGAGCCAGUGAGCGAGGGGACCCAGCACGACCCCCUGAGUCAGGAGAGCGAGCUGGAGGAACCACUGAGUAAGGGGCGCCCAUCUACUCCCCUAUCUCCCUGAGCAGCAACUAAGUUUAGGCCCAGCUGCCAGACCUCAGAGAUCUCACCAGCAGGGUGCUUCCCAUGUUGAUGACAAUAAAAUGAAUGUGUUGCAAACCGA